AUGGGCGUGCCGGACCGGGCUGCACUGCCAAUUGUAGCACGUCUCCUCGAUCUGCCCUACGACGCCCCGGGAUCUCAAGUCGAAUCUCUGGUGAAGCCGGAGCUUGUGGACUGGCAGCUCGAGCCGCGGCAUGCGACCAAGGUGCUCUCGCGCUUGGCCCGGGCCGGCCGGGUGCGUCUCUGCCGCCAGGUGCUGCAGGCGAUGCGCCGGGGUCAGGUGCAGGCGAAUGUCUUCCAUUACAGCGCGGGAAUCAGUGCCUGCGAGCUUACCUCUGCUUGGGAUGCUGCGAUCGACAUGGUCUCUUCGCUGCCAAGCAUGCGCCUGAUGCCCGACAUUGUAGUGCUGAACACAGCUGCCAGCACUUGCGGGCAGCCUGGUCGCUGGCAGCCGGCGCUCCAUUUGCUUGGAUCCACCACUGGCAUGGAUCUCGAGGCUGACAUUAUCAGCUUCAACGCGUCCCUCGGCGCCUGUGGCACUGCGGGACGCUGGCGCGAGGCUGCAGGGCUCCUCUUCGAAGCAGCUGUGGGAGCUGUCAAAGCAAGCCCAGUGACGCUGAAUGCGACGAUCGAUGCUUGCGCUGAGCAGUGGGACACAGCUUUGAAGCUCCUGGAGUUCAUGAAGGUAUCGCUGCUAGAAGCCACCUGCAUUUCGUUCAACUCCACUAUCAAUGCCUGUGAGAAAGGGGCGGCCUCCUUCCGGCCAGCUGCGCGGGAGAUGAUUCGUGAUGACAUCUCCGGGCCUUCUUCGCUGUCGGACUGGCCCAGAGCCACAUUUCUGCUGGAUGCCAUGCGCCAGAGAGGGCUGCUUCCGGACAUCUUCGGCUUCAACUCGGCAGUCAGCGCGUGUGAGAAAGCGGUUGCUGGAUGGGAGGUGCCACUGCAACUGCUUCAGCAGAUGGAGGACUUGAGGGUGGCGAAGGACGUCGUGAGUUACAGCAGCACCAUCAGUGCGCACGAGAAGGUUGGCCUCUGGGAAGCUUCUUUGGGACUUGUCUGGCAGCUGCCGAAAGCAGAAGUCUCGCCAAAUUGCUUCACAUUCAACGCUGUCAUGGCAGCUUGCGCCGUUUGGGCGCCGCCGCGACGUCGGGCCUCGUUGGCUUUGGGGCUGCUCCGGGAGAUGAGAGGAGUGCGAGUCCGUGCCGAUGUUGUGACCUACAAUGCCCUGCUUCGUACCGCUUGCAUCGACGACGGGUUGGAGGAAGAGCUCGAGAAGCUAGUUGCGCAGGCCGUGAAACCAAACAUGGUUUCCUACGGCACCGUCCUGGAUUUCUGCCGCAUGUACGGACGAUGGAAGCGUGG
Messenger RNA from Symbiodinium sp. CCMP2456, 1298 nucleotides. The record is from the annotation of a GenBank genome assembly. NCBI's taxonomy places the organism in Eukaryota, Dinophyceae, Suessiales, Symbiodiniaceae.